GGUCACGUGUCUAAAGGCGCGCUCGCGGGAAUUGGAGACGUGCGUGCGGGUGCCCGGCUCGGACGGCGGAAGACGCCCAGGCAUGGCCGAGUGCUGUCGGGAUGUUGUCUAUCGGGCGAAUGACGGCGAACUGGAGAUGUCAGCGGCGGUGGCAGGGGAUGACGCAGCCUUAGUGAAGGCUUAUGACAAGGCGAUCACAUCCUUCCAGGGUUCAGACUGUGAAGAAAAAGUUCCGACCGACGAGCAGGAAGGGUCACUGAAGGCUGCGGGUCACAGCGAGGAACCUGAUGAUGUCACUGUGUCCAAACAGGUUGAUUAUGAGGACUGGGGUGUGGGGUCGCGUUGUCGUGCACGCUGGUCUGCGGAUGGCCUGGUCUAUCCCGCCGUGUUGGUCUGGGUCGAGGGCGUGCAGGGCAGGGUGAAGUUUGACGGCUAUGGAAACGAGGAGGAGCUUCAGCUGUCGAUGCUGCUGCCUGGGGAGCCUGAGCCGUGGACAGUAGGGUCCCAGUGCCGGGUGGUGUGGUCCGGAGACGGCUUGGUGUACCCUGCGGUGCUGAUCUCCAUAAAUGGGGACCGAGGGCGGGUGCGAUUUGAUGGCUACGGGAAUGAGGAGGAACUGGAGCUAAGUGCUCUGCUGCCCCCAGGAGAGCCGGAGCAGAGUGGCAGCACUGCAGACCAGGCUCUGGAAAGGAGCCCAGAUGGUGGUAGUAGCAGCUCCGACUGCAAACAUAAGGAGAAACAGAAGAUAAGUGCUGACAGAGAGGGUCUGCGCAGCCUGGGCUCCAGCUGCGUCACUGGUUCUGGUGAAGACGGCAAUAAUUACUAUACAAGGAGUAAAAAAGAACGGAAAAGCACAAAGAUGACAGGCAGCUGGAGAGGCAGACCAGAAGGAACCUGCCCCACAUCAGCUCACCCUUUUCCCAGCUUUCCUUCUGUGCCAGCAGCCAAUGACAGCUCAGAGGGGUUUUUGCCUCUCGUCCCGCCGCCACCUCCCCUUUGCGCCUUGCCCACCAGAGCGGGGGCUGAUGGCGGCAUCGCUGGCCUGGACCAGGAAGUGGCUCAUCUGUCCAGCAUUCUGCUCUCCUGGUACCUCUGCGGGUACCACACCGGCUACUACAUGGCCGAACAACGCACGAAAGCUAACGCAAUGACCGACACGAAGAAACCUAAGAACAAGUACAAGUGUGAGGAGCCUUAAGAGCGUUUCUUCUGACGAUAUGAGGGCUGGAGACAAAAUGAGGUUUAAGUCAGUGCCAUGUUUACCAGUGCUAAGUGCCUUUGAUGUGGUUUUCCAUUCUUGGCCCUGAAAAGGACACAUGGAAGGACGAGUGACGAGUCCCAUUUUUGGUUGUGUUGGGUUAAGUAUGUCUUAAACUGAGUGGAGGGGAUUUCCUGACCUCACUGCUUAUGUGCUGUCUAGCAUGUGCCUGGUUCUUCUGGAUCUGUAUAAGCUCCAUCACACCGGGGGUUCAUCUACACUCUCAGAAAAAAGGGCAAAAUUUGUACCUUGCUUGUCACUGAGGUUGUACCCCUGUAACUGUACCUUUCGAGGUACAGAAAUGGACUCAGAAAUAUCCCGAAGGUACAAACAGCAUUGGUGUUACAUCAUUGGUGCAGAAAUGUUCCUCAGAGUCCAUUUCUGUACCUAAAAAGGUACAAUUACCUACAGCUAAGGGUAACAAUCAGCAGACCCUUUACGGUACAGACCCAGUGACAAGCAAAGGUACAAAUUUUUUACCCUUUUUUCUGAGAGUGUUUUCAGUUUCUCAUUCCUUGUAUAAAUUCGAAACCAUGGACAGAAAGACAGAAGCUUGUUAUAAAUAAGCUGAAAUUUGCAGUGACACAUUUCCAAUAAAAUUUAAAAUGAGAAAUGUUAAA
Messenger RNA from Paramormyrops kingsleyae, 1878 nucleotides. RefSeq lists its product as uncharacterized. Gene Ontology annotation, biological process: mRNA processing. Gene Ontology annotation, cellular component: nucleus; cytoplasm. Gene Ontology annotation, molecular function: RNA binding. The record is from RefSeq and is a predicted model, not a curated record. Lineage: Eukaryota; Metazoa; Chordata; Actinopteri; Osteoglossiformes; Mormyridae.